GCUGCUUUGGGCCCAGUUUGAAACAAACUUUCGUGCGAGACAGACGUGAGGGUUGGCGCUGCGAGUUUUUCACCUGCAACUGCAACUGCAUCGGCAUCGGCAUCGGAAAGCAACUGUUAACUGCUUCUUUGGCGCGACUUUUUUGCAAAGUGAACGAGGCAAACGCAAAGCGAAAUUAGAUGUGAAACAAGUGAAAAGAAAUUGAAAGAGCCAGAUUGAGGAGUGUGUGUGUGCAGCAACAGUGGCAGCAGCGACAGCGGCAGCACUGUGUUAGCCAAGUGUAACGAUACCCAAUACCUGGGCUAAAACCCAAAACAAAAACAAAAACAAAUAAUACCGCCCAGUGGCCAGCAGCCAGCAGCCAGCCAUGUCUACGAAACUGGAGCAGCAGCACUCGAAGCCCAUACUGAGUCCAACUCGAUCCCUGGACGAAGGUUUCGAAAGUGAUCCGGAUCGGGUUUCCACCGAUUCGGAGCAUCAGACCAGUACCAGUGCUAAUACUACCAACAAUAAUAACACCACUAACAAUAAUAGCAACAACAACAAUGCCAGCAAGUUGGCACAGCUCAGUUCGGCGGCCACAGGGGGCGCCUCCAAAACUGUUUCAGCCGCUGCAGCAGCCUCCACUAAUGUCAGUUCUUUAUCGGCGAGUGGCAACGGACUUGCAGGUGGCAGGGGUGCCCUUUCCUUGGCUGCCCCACAAAUCCAGCGGAGGGAGUUCUUCAAGGAUCAGCCGAAGCUGCGCCACCAGGCUCCGGCUCCGCAGCAGCCGCGCCUCCAGUACCAAAAACAACGGCAGCCCCUGGUCCCCAGUGCAGCGGCCAGUGUGCACAAUCAUCGACUAACCGCAGGGAUCGUCGGUUCCGGAUCCGGAUCUGGAAACAGCCCCGGCAACACAGCCACCAACUAUCGACGAGGACGUCGCCUCCACAUAAACCCACAUCACCCAACUCGCAAUGGAUUGCGUUCCCACUCCGUGGAUGCCAUAUCCCGACACAAUCGCCACGGCUAUGAUCCCAGCAGCCUGAUCCUGAAGCACGAUGGCAAUGGUAAUAUUAGCAGCAGCAGUAGCGCAGCGGCCACCACCACCCGUAUGUUGAAUUAUAAGACUACGGCCCAAGGGAAUCCGGCUGGAACAGCAGCUGCCGGACCGGCUCUGCUCGUACAACCGAUAUCCAGCGCCACCUUGGCUCCGCUGGUGGCAGCCGGUGUGGUGGACGGUAUGGAAGGAGGCAGCUCAUCACCGGUGAUCGCCUCGGCCACCCACAGUCUGUACACCUUUUAUCCGGCGGAGGGCAAUCUGCAGGUGUGGCAGACGGACAACGGCGACCUCACCUACAAGUCAUCCAGGAAUAUGCAUCAACUCCACAAGGCGCCCGUGUGCUGGACUCAGUCCAUUCCCAGGCAGGCCAGAAGAUACAUAACUCCAGCAGCAGCGGCAACGGCAACAGGCACCUCGUCGAAUUCUGCAACUGGUGGCACCAGCCUAGCGGUCUAUCCCACUGCCACCGCCCAGGUUUACAGGUCCAACAACGGUCUGGAUGUCCUGGACUGCGCUGGACUGGAGCACCACAACACAGGCACCACCGCAUCCGGGCACUCUGGCAGUGGCUUCUCGCAACGGUUGAGGGAACUGGCCGCAUCCGCAGGACUGCUCUCCCUUAAGCCACGACAGCCCCUCAAGCCGGUGAUCAAGACGCGUGGUUCUCCAGGUCCGGAAUUCCCCAAGAAGGUCACCUUUAGCGCCUUUGCCACCGUGCAGGUCGUAUGAGACAAGGCCAGAGGGGGUCAUCGGUGGGUCUAGCAUCUGUGGCAUCUGUGCAGGCGCAGAGCAAGUUUCAUCUUGCAUCUUGUUAACCGUUGUUCGUUGUUAUUUAAUAUUUGUUGCUGUUGUUAAAUGUUUAGCCAAAACUAUGGGAACGGAUAAUUAUUCCUGAAAAUGAUGAAACAUAAAUGAAAAAAUGUUGUGCCAUGUCCGUGGCUUGAGAAUGAAAAUGACAACCAUAUAGAGAAAAUAAAACUCCCCAUAGCUGAAGAAAAUACCUCAAAUACCCGAAGCCUCUAUCGUCUCUACAUCUACAAAACUUUUGCUCCAUCUAAGUUACUUUCCUUUGGUAGACUGACUUUUCGAAAACUUUCCUAUAGUUCCUUCUAUUCAGCAUCCCCCCCUCUACUAAAACAGUAUUUUCCAUCUUUCCUCACUAUAUCUUCCUCACAUCCGAACAUCUAUGUAUAAUUUAAAGACUAUUAACGCAAAAAUUCUAAAUAUUUUCUACAAAAUUGUAAAUAUAUAUGAAUUUUUGUUUAAAAACAAAUUAAACGGCAAAUAUAGUCAUUAUGUAUUCAAAAUAAAUAUGUAUGUCUAAUAUGUAAGUCUGUUUUGUGUAUGUGUGUAUAUAUAUAAACCAAGAUUUUGCAUUGAUUAUGUAAUAAGUUGAAAGACAUAAUUCUCGAAUCAACACAUAUAUUAAGCGACACUGCUGUACAUUAUAUUUAAAAUAAAAUCAAAUAUAUUAUUUAAGUCUAAUCUAAUGCAUGAUAAAU
Molecule: messenger RNA, 2544 nt
Organism: Drosophila bipectinata
Lineage: Eukaryota; Metazoa; Arthropoda; Insecta; Diptera; Drosophilidae
Product: pneumococcal serine-rich repeat protein
Source: RefSeq, a predicted model, not a curated record